AUGCCAAUGAACUCAAAACAAGCUUUUUACGAUCGAUUCAUUGGCGGCGCAUCAAGCUUUCAAAGAGCUCUAAAGAUUGAUGGCUUUUAUAAUAUAUAUACUUGGUGUUUGAGUCAAACUGUAUCUGUACCAACAGGCUCACUUGUCACAUCAGUUGCCCAGAUGGUAGGAUCACAAAACGAAACGUCCAGAUUUCAAGUAAUGAUUAACGGCGAAGAUCCUCCUGCACCACAGGUAGUCGCAGCUUGCAUAGGCAGGAACUACAACAUAACAAAUGGAUCAAUCAAAGGAUACAAGACGCUCGAUGAUCUAUCACUGCCAUUCUUAAACAGAGAUACGUCUCAGGGUAAAUAUGGGCAAUCAGAAGUUCGGAAUGCACUCGAGAUGUGGAAUAGCGCUCGGGGAGGGCCCUCAGCGACAUGGAUGCAGUCAAAAAAUAAGACCGCCAACUCUCCGUCCAUAGGGGUCGUGAUAUUUGAUCAUUAUGAAGGAGGGUUAGGUGUGCAGAACAACCUUACUUCCAUCACUAAUAGACAGACUUGGUACCUUGUUCGUAUUUCCUCGUGUUCCUUGUUUGCUGGGUGGCAGGCGUCUAAACUCUACAUUGACCCCACAAGAGAUCGGUAUAUUCACUCACCUAGCACCACCAAUCCAACACAGAGUCUUGAUGAUUGGAUGCAAGAUUUUAACAAUACAACAAAAACCAUGCGUACAGUACAAAUAGAUGCCGAGUGGGCAAAUGUCGCCUUGCCACCGAACGAUAUAGUAUUGCCUCUGGCAUCCUCGUCAUUUGGCAUCAAUAACGAUAAUCCAUUGGGUAUGAUCGCGACAGCCUUUAUGUCAGAUGCAAUGUCAAGGAUUCCAUAUAUGAUGAACAUAGGUUUCAAAGUCUUGAUUCCUACAGUGGCACCGAACCACAACUUUACUAAUUUAUCCAAUGUUCCCAAAGACGUCACAGAUAUCCACAUCAAGCGCUUCCGUUAUGGCUACAGUUACUCUCUUCAAGGCUCCACGAGACGUUUGGCAGUAGCCAUUCUUGUUCUACACAUGUUAUUAGCCCUGAUACACGCGGCGCUCGUUUUUCGGCACGGAUACACAAACAAUAUUCUCAAGUCACUCACUGAGAUUCUCGUACUUGCAAUCAACUCUCCGCCAUCUUCAAAUCUUGAUAAUACAUGUGCUGGAAUUGAGAGGGUUGAUACAUACAAAAAGAUGAUAAGAGUCCGAGAGGUAUCCUCCUCGCAUUUGGGAUUGAUUGUUGACGAUGACGGGGAUACUACCACUGAAGAGGUGAUGGCGGAUAAGAAGUAUGGAUGUCUACGCAAGAAGUGA
Molecule: messenger RNA, 1332 nt
Organism: Botrytis sinoallii
Lineage: Eukaryota; Fungi; Ascomycota; Leotiomycetes; Helotiales; Sclerotiniaceae
Exons: 1
Coding region: 1-1332 (443 amino acids)
Source: RefSeq, a predicted model, not a curated record